Chrysochloris asiatica (Cape golden mole) is the source of this 1471-nucleotide messenger RNA. It is a transcript of the gene RBM17, whose product is annotated as RNA binding motif protein 17. Gene Ontology annotation, molecular function: RNA binding. Gene Ontology annotation, biological process: alternative mRNA splicing, via spliceosome; mRNA cis splicing, via spliceosome. Bases 75 to 1280 code for a protein of 401 amino acids. Gene Ontology annotation, cellular component: precatalytic spliceosome. The record is from RefSeq and is a predicted model, not a curated record. The transcript is spliced from 12 exons. NCBI's taxonomy places the organism in Eukaryota, Metazoa, Chordata, Mammalia, Afrosoricida, Chrysochloridae.
CCCCAGGCUCCGCGCUGCCGCCGCUCCGGCCCAUGGGGAAAGUCGGCCGGGCGGACCGGCAUUAAACUGCAAAGAUGUCCCUCUAUGAUGACCUGGGAGUUGAGACCAGUGAUUCAAAAACAGAAGGCUGGUCCAAAAAUUUCAAACUUCUUCAGUCUCAGCUUCAGGUGAAGAAAGCAGCUCUCACUCAAGCUAAGAGCCAAAGGACAAAGCAAAGUACAGUCCUUGCCCCAGUCAUUGACCUGAAACGAGGUGGCUCUUCAGACGACCGGCAAAUUGUGGACACACCACCUCACGUGGCAGCUGGACUAAAGGAUCCUGUUCCUAGUGGAUUUUCUGCAGGAGAAGUUUUGAUUCCCUUGGCUGAUGAAUAUGAUCCUAUGUUUCCUAAUGAUUAUGAGAAAGUAGUAAAGCGCCAAAGAGAGGAACGACAAAGACAGCGGGAACUGGAACGACAGAAAGAAAUCGAAGAAAGAGAAAAGCGGCGUAAAGACAGACAUGAAGCUAGUGGAUUUUCAAGGCGACCGGAUCCAGAUUCUGAUGAAGAUGAAGAUUAUGAGCGAGAGAGGAGGAAAAGAAGUAUGGGCGGAGCUGCUAUUGCACCACCCACUUCUCUUGUAGAAAAAGACAAAGAACUACCCCGAGAUUUUCCCUAUGAAGAGGAUUCGAGACCUCGAUCACAGUCUUCCAAAGCUGCUAUUCCUCCCCCAGUUUAUGAUGAACAAGAUAGGCCGAGAUCUCCAACCGGGCCUAGUAACUCCUUCCUUGCUAACAUGGGUGGCACAGUAGCACAUAAAAUCAUGCAGAAGUACGGUUUCCGAGAAGGUCAAGGUCUUGGGAAGCAUGAACAAGGGCUGAGCACUGCACUGUCGGUAGAAAAAACAAGCAAGCGAGGAGGCAAGAUCAUUAUUGGGGACGCUACUGAGAAAGAUGCAUCCAAGAAAUCAGAUUCAAAUCCAUUAACUGAAAUACUUAAGUGUCCUACUAAAGUGGUCCUACUAAGGAACAUGGUUGGCGCAGGAGAGGUAGAUGAAGACCUGGAAGUUGAAACCAAGGAAGAAUGUGAAAAAUAUGGCAAAGUUGGAAAAUGCGUAAUAUUUGAAAUUCCUGGCGCCCCUGAUGAUGAAGCUGUACGAAUAUUUUUAGAAUUUGAGAGGGUUGAAUCUGCAAUUAAAGCUGUUGUGGAUCUGAAUGGGAGGUAUUUUGGUGGACGGGUGGUGAAAGCAUGUUUCUACAAUUUGGAUAAAUUCAGGGUCUUGGAUUUGGCGGAACAAGUCUGAUGGUAAAACCCUAGAACACGAGUCAUCUAAUGAUCCUUAAAUGAGCUGCAGGCUGAGCAGAGAAGACAAGGUGGCAGCCUCCAUGGCUGUUGAGUUCUGAGACUCUUGGAAGGACUUCUAAGAUACAUGUUGAUUGAUUCCUUUUUUAUUUUGUGGUUUUUUAAUAUAGUAUAAAAAUCCUUUUAAAAAAA